AUGCCGGGGGCGAUACUAUGGAUCAGUGAUGCCAUGGACCAAGACGAGAUGUGGCAAUUGAUGCUAUACACCUGGCUUGGCGCUGGAGGCGCAAAGAAUGGUGCAACCGUGUUCUUUGGAUGCGCACGGAAGCUUCUGCAGCUGGCGUUUAACUUGCAGCCCACGCCCCGCCUUCCACCUCCUUGCUCUUAUGUUCACGUCUCUCUUGUCUUAUUCUUCUUUCUUUACAGGGAGAGUGAAGAGGAGAACAUGUUUUUGUCUUCCUCCACAAGUUCUCCCUGGCUUAUCACCAAUGAGACAGUGAGACAGGCACGAUGCACUGCCGGAAACGGAUGUCCUUUUGGCAUCUAUGCUUUGUCUCAUGAGACCGCAGACUUUGUCUUCAACAGUGUUACGUCCGGCGAUUUCCGCUUUCCUGAGCAGCUGUGCGGAAGUUGGUCUGCGACACCAGUGGCCAGCCGGCAAAGGCAUUUGGAUGCCGGGGGUGAUGCUAUGGGCCAACUAUGCUGUGGACCAAGACAAGAUGUGGCAACUGAUGCCAUAUACACCUGGCUUGGCGCUGGAGGCGUCGAUGGGCUUCUGUGGACACAUAUCUGCGCAACCGAUGGUCUGACGCGCUACGACGCAAGCUCAGAGCAAGCCGUGGCAGUUAUGAAGCUUGCAAUGUUGUGCACACAGUUUUGUGGUAAUCAUGUCUUGAAGUUCUUUAGCCGUGACGGUAAUUUCGUGUCAAAGAUGCAUGACAUUGAUGGCUUGGGACAGCGAGCCGUCAAAGAAGUCCUGAUCUACCUGCGCGCGAAGAAAGGUGCAUCCGUGUUGCAGCCACGCACCCAAGAGUACGUGCCGAAAUGUUCCGGGACUUUGCCUUGGUGUUGCCCUGCUCUCUGUCGUUUACAAGCCAUGGCCGUCGAUUUGCGUGAGCGUUUGACCGACACCGCUGGAUUCGCGUUAAGAAACGACGUGCUGUCGGAAACACAGGUCCUGUUGACGUCUAUGUUGGGCCUCAUGCAGGAGCAGACUUUGUCUUCAACAUUGUUAUGUCCGGUGAUCCACCGCUUACCUGAGCAGCUUUGCGGAAGCUGGUUUGCGACGCUAGAAGGCCAGCGGGCAAAGGCAUUUCUGGAUGCCGGGGGCGAUUCUAUGGUCCAAGACAAGAUGUGGUAUCUGAUGCUUUUGGACAACUAG
Messenger RNA from Symbiodinium sp. CCMP2456, 1185 nucleotides. The record is from the annotation of a GenBank genome assembly. NCBI's taxonomy places the organism in Eukaryota, Dinophyceae, Suessiales, Symbiodiniaceae.